AUGUACGCAAAGCCAAGACUGUCCUUGAAUAUCUCUGCUGCGAGGCCAUCGCUAUCGCUCAAGUCACCGGUUGCUGUUCCCAGAACUCCAAUUUCACCGGUCUCAGCAAGCCCAACAGUCAUGAGAUUCUCAUCUCUUCCGGUACCAGCAUAUGGCUAUGCCAACUCCUGUUCGGCAAAGAGCAUUCUCAAGAAGCACACAUCAGAACAACCAGGUGCUGUAGGGAAACGCAUUCAAUUUAAAGGCACACCAACAAUCCACUGUGUGACACCAAUUGAAAACCCAGAUGAAUACUACGGCAAGCACACCAAGAUGUCUCGAGAAGAACGACGAUGGGCAGUCCGAGAGUAA
Molecule: messenger RNA, 351 nt
Organism: Penicillium taxi
Lineage: Eukaryota; Fungi; Ascomycota; Eurotiomycetes; Eurotiales; Aspergillaceae
Exons: 1
Coding region: 1-351 (116 amino acids)
Source: RefSeq, a predicted model, not a curated record